CGAGGUUUUGUGUCCGCCGUGGUGAGCAAGAUGCCAUGUCUUCGUUCUCGAUAGGAUGAUGUAGACUUUACUUGAAGUCUGAGAUCGCACAGAUUAAACUAUCGCAUUCUGAACACCCGAUCACACUUUUGAGGCUCGUGAAUUCCUUGCGGCUAUGGCUAGAUAUCCGCUUCAUCCUACAUUGAAGUAUGUGACAUUCUGACACACAGUGACACACUUAGCAACAGCCGUAGCCAUAACUGUAGCCGCGCUACUUCAGCAAGACCAAAAACCACCAUCACAGACUUGAAACUAAGUCUAUUUUGCAGCUGGCUAAAGGGGGAAUAGUCCCCAAGCCUUGACAUAAAGUAACCAGUGUGUUAUUUUGAAGGCAACCAGCCUAAUGAGAAAGUAAACAUACACAGCUCUGUGUUGUUGUAGGCGGAACCCUGUAGGUGUAAAUCUCACAGCUCAGAAGAGUUGCAGGAAUGUUGAAAAGCUUUUUGGAAUUUCAAUCAAAGAAGCUUCCAUUAAAACUACAAGAGGUAUGGCUGGAAAAGGAAACCUGUCGGCUGUGUUAAAAAGGAAGGGAGAGCUUGUGUUGGAGGAUACUGCAACACCCCUACCAGAGAAAAAUGAGGUCCAAAUCAAAAUGCAUGUAGUUGGUAUUUGUGGCUCAGACAUCCACUAUUUGCUCAAUGGCGGUAUUGGUGAUUUUAUAGUCAAAGCACCAAUGAUUCUUGGCCAUGAGGCAGCGGGUGUGGUCUCAGCUCUUGGAGAGGGAGUGACUACUCUGAAAGUUGGUGACCGUGUGGCUAUUGAGCCGGGUGUUCCUUGUAGGAUGUGUUCUUUCUGUAAGGAAGGACGUUACAAUCUCUGUCCGGACAUCAUCUUCUGUGCUAAUCCUCCAGUGAACGGUUCUCUGCGUCGUUUCUACUGCCACGAUGCAGACUACUGUUACAAGCUACCUGAUCAUGUAUCCCUGGAAGAGGGCGCCCUCUUGGAACCUCUUUCUGUCGGUGUUCACGCAUGUCGUAGAGCAGGCGUCAGACUUGGACACAAUGUUCUUAUCCUUGGGUCCGGACCUAUUGGAUUGUUGUCGUUGCUUAGUGCUAAGGCAAUGGGAGCCACUCGAAUUAUCAUCACCGAUUUGGACCAAGGUCGUCUUGACAUGGCGUUGAAGCUUGGUGCCCAUCAUGCAUUACGUGUGGAUACUCAAGAUCCUGAGGAGAUGGCACGUAGAGUUGAAGAAGCGUUGGGAUGUAAGCCGGACAUCAGCGUGGAGUGUAGUGGGGCAGAACCCAGCAUACAGACUGGUAUCUAUGCCACAAAAUCCGGUGGUGUUUUGGUGCUUGUUGGAUUAGGCCCACCUACUGUUAACAUUCCCAUCGUAAAUGCAGCUGUUAGAGAGGUGGAUAUUCGUGGCAUUUUCAGAUAUGCUAACUGCUACCCUCUGGCCCUUGAGAUGAUUGCAUCUGGUAAGGUGGAUGCCAAACCACUCAUUACUCAUCACUUCCCUCUGGAGAAGACACUGGACGCCUUUGAGACGUCUAGAACAGGAGCAGGAGGAGCUAUUAAAGUCAUGAUACACUGUGAUCAGUGAGAUGAGGGGUUACUAUGGCAGCAUCAUAAUCACAUAGAUGAUAACAUUAAAGAUGAGUGUAAGAUGAGGCGGAAAUAAGAAACUUUGAUCAGUAAGAUGAGGGGUUUCUAUGGCAACUCGAAGAGAACCAUGUUGAUCUUCUUCUUAUCCUGUCCACACACUGUUCAGCCAGAACUGAACACAGCUCCUAGCAAUAUCAUUGUACUCUGCAAGGUCCUCAGUUCUGCAUUGCACCAGUAGGGGGCAUCUCAGGAGGUGUUCCAUAGUUCGUGACUCCAUCCAACAUAUGCAGGUCACGUCUUCAGAGUCCAGAUAUCCCCACUUCUUGAGAGACACCCUGCACCGGCCAAAUGAUGUUCUAAGUCUGUUGAGGCACCUCUAUUCAGCCCGAGUUAAUUCAGCACCAGGGGGGAGCUCUUCUGAAGCAAUCAUGUCCAUGGAUGUUCUAGGUGGAAGUUUACCAAGUCUCUCAUCUCACAUGGCAGUUCGGAGAGCCACGGCUUCUGAACUUGAAUUGACUUUGUUGAGGGAAGCUUUUCCUGGAUUUUUUAGCAAGUUCAUGGCUGAAUAGAGGGUUUCGCUCAUCUAUAGUCUGGCGAUAGCGUUCUCUGCUGCAAGCCGCACUGCGUCGAACAUCAGGUGGCGCUAUACCAGAAAGUAUGUACAGGAUACUAGAAAGUAUGUUGAUAUCAUGAUUAGAUAAUGAUAAAUUUAGGAAAGGCUAAGUUUAAGGUUAGUGAGAUGGGUUACCAUGGCAACACAAAGGACCGUGGGUAACUAGUGCAGAUAAGGUCCAAAAGAUACUGUGGGGCUUGUCCAUGCAGAACUUUGACCAAGGAGAUAAAAUUAUAGGUCUGAAAUAUAAGGAGUUGCUACUGCAUGCUGGAAUAUUUGUUUGAUCAUUCAAAGUGAACUUUUUACUGAAAUUUACAGAAUUCUUUCUUGCCAAUUUGUUGUAUAAGAAUGGGAUGCUUUAGAAUGUUGAAAGGGUCAUGGCUUCAAAUCCCACCCGAGUGAUUUAACCAGUGGAUUUGUUUUCACCAAACUCAGGAAAGCGAUGAGUAUACAAUGCCUAAUACACAUUCAAGAACACCUACUUGCAAGAAUUUUGAUACUAAACUUGAUAUUAUAUACAUGAUAAAAAUUAUAUUUUACUACAGUAAUAACGCAAGUAGACAUUAAUAAAAUGAUUUUGAUCGGUAUGAUAGUAUUUUUGAAAAAUUGUAAAAGGAACAUUACAGAAAUGGUAUAAAAAUGUUUCUUAGAUCACAGAUUUAAACAAAA
Asterias rubens (European starfish) is the source of this 2866-nucleotide messenger RNA. Its product is annotated as sorbitol dehydrogenase-like. Lineage: Eukaryota; Metazoa; Echinodermata; Asteroidea; Forcipulatida; Asteriidae. The record is from RefSeq and is a predicted model, not a curated record. Gene Ontology annotation, molecular function: L-iditol 2-dehydrogenase (NAD+) activity; zinc ion binding. Gene Ontology annotation, biological process: D-sorbitol catabolic process. The transcript is spliced from 9 exons. Bases 527 to 1582 code for a protein of 351 amino acids.